Molecule: messenger RNA, 1095 nt
Organism: Heterotrigona itama
Lineage: Eukaryota; Metazoa; Arthropoda; Insecta; Hymenoptera; Apidae
Source: the annotation of a GenBank genome assembly
AUGAGAUACAUCUUGGGCUCUACUUUUGCGGGAACUGCUUCUGCAACUAUUCUAGUAUUAGGUAUUACUUGAUAUUUACUUAUCUAAGUGGCAAUUUCUUAAAUGUCAUCAAAUAUUACAAAAAUAAACUGCUCACAGUGAGAUAAAUUUUUGGAAAUUUGUUGCAAACAUUAGCAACAAAAAACGUAGUGUUUGUUCUUUGCACUUUAUCUUUGAAAAAAACCUGUAUUUUUAAAAUAAUCUUUUAUUGCAGUAUUAUAUCAUGUACUUACUGGAAAAGGAGAGCGGAUUAGUAUCGCAUGGUAAGUGAGCAUAUUUAAAUUAAAUAUGCUUUUUAUUCAAUAUUACAAUUAUUUUAUUAUAUAUUAAAACAUUUUUACAAGAUAAUUUUAUUAGGUUUUUAGAAAAUACAUCUCCAUAUAUGUGGGCAACUCUUGGUAUUGGUCUUGCAGUUGCUUUAUCUGUAGUUGGUGCUGCAUUGUAAGUUUUACUUCUUUUUAUAAAUACGUAUAAUAUAACUAUUUUUUAUGUAUACUACAUAUAUAUUUUUAUAUGUUUCAGGGGAAUUCAUACAACAGGAGUUUCAAUUAUUGGAGGUGGUGUAAAAGCUCCAAGGAUCAAAACAAAAAAUUUAAUCUCAGUAAUAUUCUGUGAAGCUGUGGCUAUUUAUGGUUUAAUCACUGCAAUUGUAUUAUCUGGAAUGUUAGCUGAAUUCUCAGAAAUCAAAAUUCUUAAUAACCAAAAUAUUCGCAACCAAAAUUGGUUAGCUGGUUAUUUAAUGUUUGGAGCUGGUCUAGCUGUUGGUCUUGUUAAUCUCUUUUGCGGUAUAGCUGUCGGUAUUGUUGGUUCUGGUGCAGCCCUUUCUGAUGCAGCAAAUUCUGCUCUUUUUGUUAAAAUUCUUAUUGUAGAAAUUUUUGGUUCUGCUAUUGGAUUGUUUGGAUUGAUUGUUGGCAUUUAUAUGGUAAGUUUAUAUGGUAACUUAUUAGAAAAUUAAUUAAUGUUAAUGUAAAUGAUGUAAAUAAUGUUAUUUUCUAAUGCUAAUUAAUUCAUUCAUAUUUUUAGACGUCUAAAGUAAAAAUGGGAGAUGAAGUAUAA